Messenger RNA from Thyridium curvatum, 309 nucleotides. RefSeq lists its product as uncharacterized. The record is from RefSeq and is a predicted model, not a curated record. NCBI's taxonomy places the organism in Eukaryota, Fungi, Ascomycota, Sordariomycetes, Thyridiales, Thyridiaceae. The transcript has a single exon. The coding region runs from base 1 to 309 and encodes 102 amino acids.
AUGUCGAAAGUCAUGGGCGGUCUUGCCUCCGAGACAGCCAUCCGUCCACCCCCACGGCUCCCGAACCUCCGACCUGCCCUUGCCGGAGCAGCAGCGCGCCCUGAUGCGUCUCGUGGCUGGUUCCGUCACGGUGUGCACGACAGCGGCCCCAGAUGCCUCCCACCCACCGCUGGGCCUGACCAUGUCGUCGCUCGCCUCGCUCAGCCUGAAGCCGACGCCAGCCGUCUCCUUCAACAUCGCCGUGCCGAGCCGCACCGAGGCAGCCAUACGGGAGACACGGCGCUUCGCGGUGCACAUACUAAGGGGUGA